Messenger RNA from Pelodiscus sinensis (Chinese soft-shelled turtle), 1718 nucleotides. It is a transcript of the gene TCEANC2, whose product is annotated as transcription elongation factor A N-terminal and central domain containing 2. Gene Ontology annotation, cellular component: nucleus. NCBI's taxonomy places the organism in Eukaryota, Metazoa, Chordata, Testudines, Trionychidae. The record is from RefSeq and is a predicted model, not a curated record. Gene Ontology annotation, biological process: DNA-templated transcription.
GCCACCAGAGCCUCACUGCCACGAAUUCUAACGCAGCUGGGGGAGCCCGGCCGAAAGCCCAGCGCCUAAGCGAGAGCCUGGGAAGUUCCAUAAAGAAAAACGGACACCUGUUUCCUGACUGAAACAGCAGCUGCGCCUGAGCAACACGUGGAGCCCUUUAAGUCAUGGAUAGAUUUGUGAUACGAAAACCCACAGCUCAAGAAAGCCCGAGGAAAAGCGAUCCAAAGGAAAAGGUUUACAAGCAAGCCACCAUAGAAUCUCUGAAGAGAGUGGUGGUUGUAGAAGACAUAAAAAGAUGGAAAUCGGUCCUGGAGCUUCCUGGCCAAUCUCAAGAGACUCUGAUCGAAACUUUGGAAGAAUUAAAGAAGAAAAUACCUUCUAAGGAUGUGUUACUUUCCACAAAAAUAGGUCACACAGUGAAUAAGAUGCGCAAACAUUCAGACCCUGAUGUGGCCAAUCUUGCAAAAGACGUUUAUGUUGAAUGGCGAACAUUCAUCAAAGAUUAUUCAAACAAGCCAUCAAUAGAAGUCAGGAGUGAUCCCAAAACGGAGACUCUCAGGAAAAAUGCACGGAAGCUACUAUGCAAUGCUCUGGAACUAGAGAUUGAUCACCCACUGGCUGAAAAUAUUGAGCGAGAAGCUUUUCAUCUGUCUGCCCGUCUCAUUAAUGCACCAUAUCGCAGGACAGUACGAGCCCUAGUCUUCACGUUAAAGCACAAACCUGAAAUCCGAGCACAAGUCAAAACUGGUGGACUCCCUGUCAGUGUGCUUGUACAAAACCAUAAGAAGUGACUCAGAGUGCCUGGUGCUGAACAUCGGAUUACUAUGCCUAUGCCACAUAUUUGGAUUGGGAUUCCCUUGUAUUUUAAGAGAAGUUCUGGGGCACUGGUACUGUUAAUCACGCUGCCUUUCUAAAGACAGGCUAUACCAGGAAGAUUUUUGGGGCAAAUUCUCUAGAGAUGUAAGCUGGUGUAAAUUAAUUAUCUGAGAGUCAGUGUAAAUUUGAACGAACAGAAUGGGUGGGAUCAUAAAGGGUAAAGCACAUAGGCCUCCCCUACCUAUGCCUUGCUGAUUAUCUCUCCUGCUACAAACCCUCUUUUCUUGUUCUGCAACAUGUAAGUUGCAUCAGCUGUCCAGCAUGUAAGUUGCAUCUACUAGCACUGACAUAACCACACAUCACAUGCACUAUCAUUUAUGUCACAUCUGAGUGUGAUUCCCUGUCUCUGACAGGAGCCAUGAGCUUAACAAGUGGAACUAUCAGAAAUAGGGUUGUAAGCGAGUAGUCGAGCCUAGGCUCAUCGGGUAGCUGAGUCAACUUCUUGCUCCCGCCCCCCCCUUGCUGCCUUUGUUUUGGAGGCAGCAAGGCUGGUGGGAAGCAGGAGCUUUUAAGCCGGAUCUCCCCAGCACUGUCUCCAUGUGCCGCCUGCCUCCCCCCUGCCCUGCAUUUCUGUUGGAGAGCCAGUGUUGUAAACAAUCAUGUCAAUUAAAUUCCAAUCAGUUAUACUGAGGCAAAUUCCUUGCCCCCAAAAAAGAUAGGGCUGAAUAGGUGUGAGUGCGUAAUUUGACUUAAAGUGUCGUUAUGUACUGUGGUGAUUGGUUGAAAAAGAGAAAAUAACUCAACUUGGCUAGAGUGACUUUCCAGGGCUGGAGUUAAAAUGUUUUGUCUGUAAACUGAGCACAUUUGACACAAUGGCAAUUAUAUAUUGAGCCUCACUAAUA